AUGAAUCCGUCAGUGCUGCUCGUGACCCUGCUGCUUCUGUCCUGGACCAGUGCAGAGAAAGAUCUUAAAGUAAGGGUGGCUCGAUCCAGCAAAGAUGAGACCAACCUACACUGGGAGGAAUGUAAAGGAUCUGUGCCUGAUGGAGCUGUUUCAAUACGAAACACUUACAUGAGUCCGGCUCGCACAGAGUAUGUCUGCAAAUCUGCUUGCCAAGCUGGUUACUACAGCACCAAGGAUUCAAAGUGCCACUACCCCUAUUUAUCACGAGAAAUGUCAUCCUCUAGCGACUGCUAUAUCCUGGUGAACAGAGAUAACUUUGAGCUUCUGGAGUGGAAGGACGGUUACGGUGGAUCAGUGCCAGCCAACGCAGUCAGUACAUGUGGUAGGAAUGAGAUGUUUGUAGGGAAGAGUGCGUACGGUCUCGGAAAAAUAUAUCCUCCUAACCGCUGCUUAUAUUAUGUUUGGAACGGUGCAGAGACCUGGACCAAGACGUACCAGGCUCUGACUGUGAAUAAAGACGUUACUGAACAGACCAUGAAAAAUGUGAAAUUCCAGACUGAAGGGGUUCCUGUCAUUGAGGGUAAACCAGAAGUCAUGCGCAAAUCUACCGCCAACAACCAGCACUGCCUCGAAGUUACAAAAACAGUUACCCUCACCAAAGACAUUAUGACAGAGGACAGGUGGGAUGUCAUGAAUUCAGUCACAUUUGGUGUCACAACUACUGUCACAGCUGGGGUUCCUCUUGUUGCCUCUGCAACACUUGAGAUUGGCAUGGAGGCAACGAAGGAGUUUGCUAAGGGAACCAGUAAUACUGAGACUCAGUCGUACAUGGUUUCUGUGUUAGUGCCAGUUCCACCAAAACAGUCCUGUACUGUCAGUAUGGUUGCACAGGUGAACAAAGCAGACGUCCCUUUCACAGCAACCUUGAUCCGCACCUACCGAGGUGGCAAGAAAACACAGACAACGACCAAAGGGUUCUAUAGGACGACCCAGGUAGCAGAAACCCACGCAAACAUAGAACAAUGUACCAUCAUAGGUGACUUGAAAGAUUGUGAAAAGGCCUCAAGCACCAAAAGCACACCUCCCCCAAAGUUAAAAUUAAAAAAGCCUGCUAAAGCAGCUGGAAAAUAAAAAGAAAAUAUUUCCUUUCUUUGUUUUAGCAAAAUACAGAAGUGGUAACUUAUUCUGACUUCUUAUAAAAGCACACAUACAGUUACAUUCUUACAUUUCCUCACUGCAGGCUGUUGAAAAAUCAACUUUUGACAUAUUGCCUCAAAUAGCACAUUAUCGAGUGAGAAAAGCAUGUUGUUUUGACUCUACAUUGAAGAAAAAUAUUAAAAUGUCAUUUUCACUUGUGGUUUGUCAAAUACAAUUUUUACUGCUACUAAAUAAUGAUGAAAUUGUUCACAUUCUGAUGGUUUGGUAAAAUAAGAUGUUGCUUCUUAUCAUGAUCAUUUUAAAUGCAAUGAAGUGUUUUAACAAUAUGGAAAGUGUUUAAAAUGAUGUAUCUCAGUAUGAAUUAAAAUAUUUGUAUUUUAAUGUCAGAAUAGAGAUUCUGAAAUGAUCCUUCAAAUGUUUUGAAUGAAGACAUUUUGACUGUCGUCUUUUGAAGACACAGUAAAGUUUAAAUUAAUUAGUUUGAACAUUGCUUUUGAUUCGGUGAUAUAAGAAGCUGUGCAAUGAGAACGAUGAUGUCAGAGUGUACUGAUGAUGCUUAGCCAAUAAGAAACCUACACGUGUGUCUCCAUCUUUGGAAACCACAAACUUAAAAGCCGGGGGCGGGGCUUCACUUGU
Messenger RNA from Thalassophryne amazonica, 1794 nucleotides. Its product is annotated as natterin-2-like. The coding region runs from base 1 to 1131 and encodes 376 amino acids. The transcript is spliced from 2 exons. The record is from RefSeq and is a predicted model, not a curated record. NCBI's taxonomy places the organism in Eukaryota, Metazoa, Chordata, Actinopteri, Batrachoidiformes, Batrachoididae.